CUAUUUCUGUAGCAGAUUGCCGCGAGCUGUCGUAGCGAGUGCGCGCGUCUACGGAGCGUGCUUAAACCUUCAUAGAGUGAUUUCAAACAUGCGUUGUGCCUUUUGGAUUAUGAGAGGAGUGAAAAAGUAAAUCAACUGAUAUGAAAUGGGCAUUCGUGAACUAUGUUGGGGAAUCUUGUUUGCAGUUCUAGUGAAUCCCUCAGAGAGCGAUUGGCUGAAUUGUGGAAAUAUCACAAGCUGCAAUUGCAAAUGGUCAUCAGGAAAAAAAACGGCAUCAUGCGUUUCAGCCGGACUAACAAAACUACCACACUUGGCCACAGAUAUACAAGUACUAGAUUUACACGGAAAUACCUUAUUAGAGCUCCAGGAAGACGCUUUUGCAAAAAUAGAAUUAUUAAAUUUACAAAGAUUGAAUUUGAGUUUAACAAACUUGAAGUACUUGCAUCAAAAUGCUUUCAGAGAACUGCGCAUUUUAAUCGAAUUAGACCUGUCAAGGAAUUACCUAACAGAACUUUCACCUGACACUUUUAAAGGAAACGAGCGACUAAGGCUACUCGUACUUAAUGACAACCCGUUGAGUAAAUUAGUCGCAGAGCAAUUCCCGACAUUGCAACAUUUAAAGAAACUAGAACUUUCGAGAUGUCGACUUCGCAAAGUUCAUCCCUUUGCCUUUGUCAACCUGCGGGCUCUAGAAACUGUACACGUACAUCAAAACUUACUUUCAUAUCUUCAUCAUGAUACAUUCAACUUACCUUUGUUAAAAACUUUAAUGUUGUCAGACAAUCCGUGGUUUUGUGAUUGUAGGCUUAGAGAGUUCCAUAAGUGGUUUGUUAGGAGUAAUCUUGGUAACGAAGAGGUAUUUUGUACUGGACCAGAGAAAAAGGCACACAUGUCAUGGUUAGAUAUCAGUGAAGGUGACAUGGUUUGUCCACCCUCAGCUUUAUCUAGUCCUUCUGUAAUAAGGACUGAGACUGGAGCGGAUAUAAAUUUUGGUUGCUUUGUCCGGGGUGAUCCAAAACCGACAGUGACGUGGUCCUUUCGUCAUUCUGAAAUAGUUAAUAAAACAUAUAGUGAUAGUGAAGUUUUUAUCUAUAAACAUAGUUUUGAACACUUUGAUGAAUACAUUGAUGACUUUAUAAAUAAAAGUUCGCAAUGGUUUAACGUAUCAAUAAGUAACGUUACAAGUGACUUGGCCGGUGAGUGGCGGUGUAAUGCAAAAAGUCCUGCAGGAGAAGCUAAUGCAUAUUUAACUUUAUUCCUACCUAAAGCAAGAACUGCUACUGCUCGCAGUGCACCUGAUUAUACAAAGUUUUUUAUAGCCAUCGGUGCAGUAUUUGCAAUGGCUUUUACUGGAUUUUUAGCCGCAUGUUUUUGUUGGAAAAUAAAACGCCGAAGAGUACCUCCUAGUAGAAGUUUUACAGAUCAAGAAAAAAAGCUAUUAGAUACAUCAUUAGCUGUAAGUUGUGACCGAACAAGCGCGGAGAUGGGAUCUUCCUACGGUUUUGAAAUGUUUGAUAGGUCCAUGUCCAUGGAAAGUGAAGAUACUCAAAGAUGCUUAGAACCGGUUCAGAUAACUAUAGAAGCACCUUCUGGGCCAUUUCCACCUCCACCAGCAGAAUUUGCAAUACCAGCCCCUUAUGGUAAUAUUUUUAUAUCGGUACAAGUUACCGGACACAAUAAGGAAUAUCCGGACCUUCUCAGUGGCGGCUCAACCUUACCAAGACGUAGUAGAACUUGCUUUUUGAAAUCACCAUAUGAUAAUAUGGGCCCUAGAGUAACAGCCACUGGCAGUUCAACUUGGUCUUUGCCAGGAGCUAAAGGCGAUAAGAAUCUGAAAGAAUCUAUAGCAACUCCUAUGUCAAAAUUUUCUACUGAAUUCACCGCCCUUUAGAAAAUUAUAAUAGUGAUAACCAGUUUAUCUAUAGAGUAUUAGACAAUUUUUAAAACUUUAACAAUUUAGUAAUUGCAUAUAAUUAAAAAAAAACAAUUAAUUAUAAUUUUAAUAAUAAAAUAAUUAUUAAUAUUUUAAUUUUAUUAUUGAACGAAAAUUUAUUAUAACGAAAUAUAAAUGCAAUUAAAAUUUUUGUAAACAUAUCAACGCUUGUUUAUAACUUGUGUUUUUUUACUAUGUGCAAAUUUUAACUAAGUUAAUAAAAUAGUUUAUAUAUAUUACUGUAAAUAGUUAACUUAAUGUAAGCCUCUAAACCAAUCAUGAUUGCUUUAACUUUGACGCAAGGAACAAUAAAAAUUUUACAAACA
Molecule: messenger RNA, 2259 nt
Organism: Danaus plexippus (monarch butterfly)
Lineage: Eukaryota; Metazoa; Arthropoda; Insecta; Lepidoptera; Nymphalidae
Product: leucine-rich repeat-containing protein 24-like
Exons: 2
Coding region: 146-1891 (581 amino acids)
Molecular function (GO): protein binding
Source: RefSeq, a predicted model, not a curated record